Molecule: messenger RNA, 1174 nt
Organism: Heterocephalus glaber (naked mole-rat)
Lineage: Eukaryota; Metazoa; Chordata; Mammalia; Rodentia; Bathyergidae
Source: RefSeq, a predicted model, not a curated record
AUGAGUGAGAGCUGCUGGAUCUCAGCCCCUUGCUGCUGCUUCUCUUUCAGCCCUGAAGGGCAAUUAAAGCCAGAUUGCCUCAGACCUGAACUGAUGAUCACAGCCAUCACCAGCCACGACUGGCUGCUCAACCCUGGAAAUGUAGCUAGCCUGAAUUAUAACAUGCUGUGCACUUCCGCCGGCGCCGACCACGUGGAGGCGAUUUCCUGUCUCGUGGCAGCAUUUCCUCACUGUCAGGCGCAGCUUCCCAAGAUCAAUCGUCUCGCGUCGUCCGCUGCUGCCUGUUUUGUCUCGUCCGCCGCCCAGCGCUACGGCUCCAAGGCCUUGCUGCUGCGCGGCCACAUGGAAAUGGAUGGAAAUUCCCCCGUGGUCGGCGUCGCUGGUUCUGCAAUAGUUAGCGCUCCCUCCCUCCGCGCUGCCAGUCCGGAGACCAGAUGUCCCGAUUCUCAAUGUUUGACACUUAUGGAACAAAUGAAAAACGAGAUGGAAAGAAGAGAAGCCCACUGCUGUAAGGAGUGUCACAUGUCUGCUGAUGAGUGUAUGAGAGGUGUCCUCAGGGAGAACACGGAUGGUGAUGUCUCAGGUUUCUGUGACAUCUUGAGAGAAGGGAGUGGAAGCCUGGACCUAAACAAGGUAGUUGGGCUGGGCUGGUGUGGAACCUGGACAGCAGCCUCCUCCUUCCUCCAGGGAGCUUUCUCCAUCUCCAUCCACCUCCCACCUUGGCACUAAUCAGACUGCAUGGAAAUUAUUGCUUUGCUUGUCUCCUAGCUUGGUCUCUGAUGAUCAUGAGGACAGCAUGUUCCUUCUGUGUCUUCAUUUGCUUUGUUGGUCACAAGAUCAGGGCUCUAUCAGGAUAGGACAAAGAAAAAAUAAAGGAGAUUCCCUUUGCUGUAGGGAGCUGGGGUUCAUUGCCUUCUGGAGUGUUGGGUUGGGGGGUGCUGAGUAAGCAGUCCGUGAAGAGAGGUUCAGGGCAGAAGCACAUUGGUACUUUCUCUCCUUGAAGAAUUCUUCAGCAAGUCGCUUUUCCUUGCUGAAGGCUAGGGAAGGCUUUUCCAACUCCAACCUGUGAGUAUUGUGGCAAGGACCAGGGAUGGAACAGGAUAUAAUUGAGGGGUUUAUGGGAGGGGUUUAUGGCCGUAGUUCUUACACAGCCCUCCUGCUGCUCUGUGACCUU